AUGACUAGUGUGAGACGACUCUUGGCUGCCUCUGUAAUUUCUGUCCAGAACUCCUGCUUCAUCUAUCCUGCCUGUCAAAAAUGCUUUUCUAGACUGAUACUGGAUUCUAGGAGGUUUAACUGUCUAAAAUGCGGAUGCACAGGUGAAGCUAAAGAUGCAAGCUACAGAUAUAGAUUGUCCCUAAAGAUUGCUGACACUAAUGAUUUGUUUGACAUUACCGUAUUCGGAAGUUGCUUAGAUCCAUUCUUUGGGGUCACCGCAGAAAAUCUGCAGAGGUGUAUUCAAGACCUCAGUCAGCUCUCAGGAGAAACAAACAUAGAUGUAUCUCCAGGAGUUUUAGUUCAAGCGGUGGAAAACUGUUUCAUUGGGAAAAGAUUUAUAUUUGGAGUGAAGGGUUGUGCAAGGGAGCAUGGAGGGCAUUCUGCUGCCAGCAGCAUCUUGCAAAACUGUUCCAGAAUUAAUAGAAGUACAAAAACCCUUACAGCUUGCCAGAUCUUCAUGCCAAACGCUGCUGUUACUGGCUUUACUGUUAUCAGCUACUUCCAUCGGCUCCUGCAAUCAGCAAAAUUCAGGAGCUGUAAUAACAGCUCAUCCUUACUUGAUGCAUCUUCAGCUCCAAUAGAUGAACCUGUCUGUGAGCUCAGCAGCUUGUCUAGCCUGAGCAGAAACUCCUGUUCUGUUCAGUCAAGUGGCAGAGAAAGUUUUUUAGGGUUCUGGCAGCAGUCCUUCAGCCUGACUUCAUCUGUUGCUUGGGUAACAGCGGAGGACUUUCCCACUCUGGAAGUGGGAAAGUUGGUGAGUGAACAGCAUGAACAAGAGGGGAGGCCUGUCUCUGCAGAAUCAUGCAGUGUAAGCCUCAACAAACAGACUCUUUGGGAUUCGCUGUUUUUCAGCUCUUCUGUGAAGGAAGGGAAUAAAGAGGAGGGUAAUGAAUUUAGUUCACAGCCUAGGCGGACUGACAGUAUCUCUACAACUGAUGAAUUAGAGAGAAUAUCUUCUUCGAAGACUGAGUGUUCACGUGGAAACAGUUCCAGGUUGUUACAACAUCCCUUGGAACUUGGGGUAAAAAGCAUUUACCCAAAGACUAAAAGUAGAAAUUAUUCUUACCCAGAAAAAUCUCACAGCUCCCUUUUUUACAAGAGAGAUGCCUCAGCUUCUCGUCACAUAAAUGUAGCUGGAGUGCCUCAGAUGGACUCCGUGCUUUGGGAUGAGCUGCCAUUCUCAGAAAGCCUAAAUGAAUUUUUAGCCAGAAUAGAAGAUGGCAAGAGUGUUGUAACCUCACCCAGCCUUGAAUCAGGCAAACAUGCCUUUCUUGAAAGUAACAAGUUGGGUAUAAACUUUAACAAAGCGUAUUCCAGGCAAACCCUGGUAGCUGAUGAUUUUCUUGAAGCGAAAGUCUCGGGGAGGUUCUUGCCACCAGCAGAGAAUGAUAGUUGGGAGAACAUAUCAUUUGCUUGUCUUCAGUCAAAUGCAAGUCUUCCAAGUGGUGAAGUAUCACAAUGUGAGUCUUCCUUUAGUGUUUUAUUUUCAACUGACAAGCAAUGUGGAGCAUCUUGCUUUAUACCUCCUCUACCUAUUCUGUCACAGUCCUUGCCAUCAGAGCCUUCUGUUUCCGAGAGCAGAUACAUGCAGUCCAAAGAAGCAAAUAUUGACAUUUCAAAGUCAGCUUUGUCUUUUAUUAGUCUGCAGUGUACUGCUGAACAUGGAGAAACCUCCUGUUUAAAAAGGAGCAAGGCAGCUACCUGUGUGCAUUCUGCAUGUGACAGCUCUUUAGCUGGUUGUGAAAAUAAAGAAAACUCUUCUACGCCAAGCCAAAGAACACAUCUUAAAUUCACAGGGGCAUGGGACUCUGGUCCAGCAACUCCCAACAAUGCAAGAAGGAUAUGUAAAAGAGAACUAAAACCAUUGACAGAACUGUCAGAAAAUAUCUUCAAAAGUGUUAAGAGGAGAGAGAUGCUGUGGAACAAUAUCUUCCCUGAAGGCAGCUACAAUGCUUCUGCUGAUCUCUUUGAUGCGACUGUAAGAGAGGUAGCACAACCUGUAGAAUUUUUAAAUAAAUCAUGUAAUUCUUUAAUACAGGAUGAUACUUUGACAGAAAAGGUCGCAGCUCCUGAAUCAGUGCUUUAUCCUGGAGAUGUUCCCUGUAACAGUUCAAAACCAAGCUCAUCCCUACAUAGGUCCCCUCCUGGUUUUAGUAAGCACAGUACACCAGUAACUUACUCCUUUUGUGAUUCAGAAUGCAAUUCAGUUAGCGCUCAAGACUUCGUUCCUUAUUUGCAGUCAACUCCUAUGACGAAACCUCUCCAGAAGCAGUGGCCUGUUGGGGAAAGAAGCUCUUUUGUCACCAUCUUCACUCCUAAAAAUCCCACUAAAAUCCAUUCCAAAUGCAAGCGAUCCAGGUCUUCCUUUCAAAACACUCUGCUGCAGCAGCUUACUGGCAGGUUAGUGAAACGUGAAAGGCCGAGUAACAGGGAAGGCAAAGAAAGAAAUAGCUCUGUUUCACAGCAGUUCCUUAACAGCCAGCUGCCUGCUGGCUUUGAGGCGUGGAUCCCUCCGUCUGCUAAAAAAAGGAUGAAGCCAACUGCAUCUUUAAACUUAAAAACAGUUAGCUGGGCUACUGACUUGCAGUCAACCUGUGGGCACACUGGCAGGAGCCUUAUUUCUGAAAGCAAGGAGAAGAGUGAAAAUGAUGUAUGCUUCCGAACAGAGAGAUUAAACCCUGGGAAUACAACCAGGAUUCUAACAACUCCUGCAGGUGUCACCAAGGCCUUGUUUUUAAAUGAUACAAUCCCGGAAACUUGCUCCCCUUCAGCAGGCAAGAAUCUCCUCUCAAGCGCAAAUUAUUCAGGGGGUAUGUUGGAAGGGGCAACUGGCUGGUCUCCCGAGUUGUUCUUCCAAUCCAAUAAGCCAAAAUAUUAA
Messenger RNA from Charadrius vociferus (killdeer), 2919 nucleotides. It is a transcript of the gene DDIAS, whose product is annotated as DNA damage-induced apoptosis suppressor. Gene Ontology annotation, cellular component: cytoplasm; nucleus. The transcript has 4 exons. The record is from RefSeq and is a predicted model, not a curated record. NCBI's taxonomy places the organism in Eukaryota, Metazoa, Chordata, Aves, Charadriiformes, Charadriidae. Gene Ontology annotation, biological process: negative regulation of intrinsic apoptotic signaling pathway in response to DNA damage. Bases 1 to 2919 code for a protein of 972 amino acids.